Messenger RNA from Betta splendens (Siamese fighting fish), 4926 nucleotides. It is a transcript of the gene cax2, whose product is annotated as cation/H+ exchanger protein 2. Gene Ontology annotation, biological process: calcium ion transmembrane transport; intracellular calcium ion homeostasis. The coding region runs from base 91 to 2334 and encodes 747 amino acids. NCBI's taxonomy places the organism in Eukaryota, Metazoa, Chordata, Actinopteri, Anabantiformes, Osphronemidae. Gene Ontology annotation, molecular function: calcium:proton antiporter activity. Gene Ontology annotation, cellular component: membrane; endomembrane system. The record is from RefSeq and is a predicted model, not a curated record. The transcript has 20 exons.
UUCUCCAUUAGUCUUAGCGUCCGCACAGCGAAGGGAUGUGCGGGUCCUGCCGAGGCACAAGACUUAACGGGGAGCUGUUUACUGGCGGACAUGUCGCUGUCGUCCGCACAGAGCCACGACGCGACGAGCCGCAGGAGGAGGCCGCCGGAACAUCCCCACGAUGCUCAGUGGGAACGUGAUCCCGAGGCAGGUGACAGACACGAUCCAUGUGGAGAUCAACAGUAUAACUCGACAGACAGCUGCGCUCCGUCUACGCUUCACUCCACGUGUCCCACGCUGUGCACGACAAAAUGCAUGUCGACACACAAAUGUCUGAGCCACGAUUCUUUCGACGACAGCCGGGACGAGAGCCAGAGCAGGAGAACGAUCCGAGCUGAGAAUGAAGUGGAGGCCAACAAACUGGUCAACAACUACAGGUUUGGCUUUAGGAAAUGGAAGAGCCACGUCACAGAGCGGCCGUUCGCAGAGAGGUCGGAGGUCGUGAAGGAGCUCUACUCUGAGCUCAACGUCGUCCGAGCACGUCCAGUGCGUCUGGUCACGUGUGGAAACGUCCUGUACGUCUUCCUCUUCGCCUGGUGGGUCGCUCUGGCGUACUUCCUGGUCGGGACGCUCAUGUACGUCACCGUCGCCGCCGCGCCGUACGGCAGGCUUUGCUGGAAGUUGUCCUGCUACUUCCUGUGGCCCUUUGGCAACGCAGUCCACGAGUUAGGGAACACGCUGAGGAGGUGCUGCGAGCAGGCGCCACGCUGCGAGUGCACUGAGGAGGAGAACUCGCCGGCGCUGCUGCCUCCGCCCACGGAGGAGCUGCUCCCAGAGGCGACGGGUCGACCCACGCGCGCGCCCUACUGGCGGCGCCUCUCCACCUACGUGUGGCUGAUGCUGGGGUAUCCUCCCCUGGCCGUCGUUCACGCCCUCGCCUGCUUCCUCUCCUGGAUCCUGGUUUUCACCAUCCCCGUUUCCAGGAUGAACGCGCGGACCGCCGGCGUCAUUCUCCUCCUGCCGCCCGAGGACGUUUGCGUGUCCACCUGCUCCCAGACCAAGGAUCGAGGCUACGAGACCCGAGCGCUGCUGUGCUGCUACCACGCUGCAAACCUCUACUACUACAAAUACACCGUUGAUGGGAUCAACGUGUUUGCCGUCAACCUCCUCCCUCUGGUAAUAGUCUCGCUGGUAGUUGGAUACGUUGACAGAGACAACCUGUACGCCAGCUCUGAGGUGAAGUUUGCCAUAGCGAUCUGCUCCAUCAUCCCCCUGUCCUAUUACAUUGGCAUGGGCAUCGCCAGCAUUUCGGCCCAGAGCAACUUUGCCGUGGGCGCCGUGGUGAACGCCACAUUCGGCUCCAUCACCGAGUUGACGUUCUACAUCACGGCCCUGAUCAGAGGACACAAGGCGGCGAAUCCGUGUCUGCAGGAGGUGGUCAAAGCGGCCUUGACCGGCACGUUGCUCGGGUGCAUCCUGUUUAUUCCCGGCAUCUGCAUGAUAAUCGGAGGCCUGAGACACAGCGAGCAAAGGUUCAACAGUCGCUCUACAGGAGUCAGCUCUGCGCUGCUGUUCAUCUCUGUAGGAGGUGUGUUCGCCCCCACCCUGUUCUCCAAGGCUUACGGGAGCCUGGUGUGCGACGCCUGCACCAACUCCACGGGCAACGUCAGCGGGCCGUUCAUCUGCCACAACUGCCACUACGAUGUGAACAACGGCACACUGUUCCACAGCCACGUGGAGCCCCUGGUGUACACGGUCUCUGCCCUCCUGCCGGUCGCUUACAUCAUCGGUCUGAUAUUCACCCUGAAGACACACUCCCACAUUUAUAACAUCCAUGUUGGCGAAGAACAGGUGACUGGACACCACGGGGCCGUCGUCCACUGGUCCCGGUGGAGGUCUCUGGUCAUCCUCGUCGUGGCCACCGUGCUCAUGUCUGCCUGUGCCGAUCUCGUCACUGAGCACAUCCAGCCCAUACUGAACCAACCCAACGUGUCCCUGUACUUUAUUAGUGUGACAGUUCUUGCGAUGGUGCCUGAGAUUCCAGAGAUUGUUAAUGGGAUUCAGUUUGCGCUCCAAAACAACAUCAGUCUCAGCUUAGAGGUGGGAAGCUGCAUCGCCGUCCAGGUCUGCAUGCUACAGAUUCCAAUACUGGUUUUGUUCAACGCCUUCUAUGACGUGGGAUUUGUGCUGCUCUUCAGCGACGUGCACCUGUGGGCCAGCAUCUUCAGCGUGGUUCUAGUUAACUACAUCUUCAUGGAUGGGAAGUCUGACUAUUUUCAGGGUACGGCACUGGUGGUUGUCUACUUUAUCCUUUUAGCGCUGUACUACUUUGCUCCAUCUCCUGCUGGCUGUUGAGCACGAGACCGGGAUUGAAAAUCUAAGCUUUUAAUUUAUGACUUUAUUAAUUUAAGAUUAAAAGAUUAAACUUAAAUGUUGAUCUCAGGUAGAAACUUUGACACUGUACAAAAACAUCAACCCUGUAAGUGUGAAUUGUGCAGUUUGGAAGCUUGUAACCGCUCUGUAAGAAACGUGUGGUCUUUUUAAAAUAUGGUGACGCAGACAAAUCUAUAUUUUAUCAAUGCAAAUGUUUAUCUGCACUAACAUUUAACUUUAAAGGUACUGUCCUAUUAUUUUUGUACACUCCAAGUCCAAAACAUUAAAAAAGGUUUAUAGGAGACAUUUGUUAAAAUAUAAAGUGCAUAAGAACAAAGAACAUCAAUACCAGUAAUAAUAUUAAUGUAUGUCAUUGCAAAGUAAUGAAAAACUGACUGCCUGUGGUUUUAUUGUUUGUACAGACAGAACUUAUAAAACAUUUCGUUUAUUACAGCCAUUCUUGUGUUUUGAGGAGACAUUCGCCUUUGUGUAAAGUGACAUGCACAAUUCUGUCAUGCAAAGGAAACAAUUUACAUUUUGUUACCAAUAAAAUGGGCAAAUAAACACCACAAGCAUAAGCAAUGUCUGAGCAAAUACAGUAGGUUCUGAAAAGGACAGAUCCACAGAAGUGGCCAUUUAUCAUGCAGUAACAUUUAGUGGAGUUUUAUUUCAUACUUUAGUAAAACAGUUAUAGUAAAAUAAAAUGCUGCAAAAAUAUUUAAUUCAAAUUCAAACAAAAAAGGCAAACUUGGGACUUGAUAAAAGCAUCUGGGAGUAUUGCAGCAGUAUUUUUAAGAUCUAGAGAUGAAGAUCUGUUUUCAUCUAAACGUAGAUGAAAGCAAACUUAAAUCUAAUUUUACUGACAUGACAGCCUCUCAACAUAUUAUAAUGAAUGUUUGUGGAGCUUUACAGAUCACAGUACUUACAACUUAACAUUCUGAAUAUUCGUAACACUAGUUUAAAAAACACAAAUAGUUUAGGCUUAAAGUGAAAACUGAAGGGUGAAAAAGACCUACUCUGCUACAGCAGCACAGUGAUUGAAUAAAUAUUUAAGUGGAUUUAAGUUAAUGAAAUAGUUAGUCUGAACAGUUAACCAACAGAGGGCUCAUGUGAAAAGCACCAGGUAAAUCGUGUGUGUUGGGGGGAGGGGGGUACACAUAUCAUGGCAUAAACAAAUAAUAUAGAGAAAGAGAGAAAUAUAUAUAAAACCAAAGUGACAUUUUUGAAAAUCAAGAAGGCACUGAAUGAAGAAAAAAAGCUUGAGGACCACUGUGUGGAAAUGAUGUCAGUCUUAUUGAAGUAGAGGCACAGGAAGAUUCACAGUGAUGCCAUGAUAACGAUGUUUAAAGCAGGCUUCUGGCUUCUGACCUGAUCACGAGGCCCAAUGUGACCAGGAAGGGGGACAGUUUGAAAUGUAGAGGUAACUAUGCAGCAUGCAGUUUGAAAACAGUUGAAUCUAAAUCAUGAGCACUGCCACAGUUUUCAGCCUUUUUUGGGAAACUGGCUGAUUUUUAAAGUGAAAGGCGACUAAUUAUAACGCCUGACACUGUUGGUGAAGCGACAGCACAUCACUUCAUCAUCAGAGUUUCAGCUUCUGAAAAGAAAUGUAACAAUGUAGCAUAUAAAAACAUUCAUUUUUAUGGCAGAGAAGUGGUCUUCAGAACAUUUAAGUGUUCCUAUCCACACUUCAUACAUUUCUGUGAAAAUUAGAUAAAAAAAACUGUGUGCACUAUAGAGAUAACAAGAAUAGGACAAGACUCCUCUGAGAAAGCAGAAAUCAGCACAGACUUCUGAUGGAAAUGUGCAAACUCAAAUCUGACACGUUCACGUACAGAAAAAAAAGUAAAACAUUGCACUUAAAACUUGAAAUGCACGUAAAACUAAAGUUCUAAAAGGCUUUCAAAGUAUUUUAUAAGAAUCAGACCUUGUCCUUUAAGAACGUUUAGCGUAGUUAUCAGUGACUCUAGUUCCUGCUCUUUCAUCACAGUACCUCUUCUCUCAGUCUAUUUGAGCCGUUGAAUUAGUGUAUGCGUGAGUCCCAGGCUGAGCAGCUGAAGGGUGGACAGCUGGGAUAAGUGAGGGAACAUUUUCAGCAGUUUUUCCCAGGUCAUUUCCAAGAGGCUGGGCACCACCAACCAAACCUUGUACAAAGAGGCAGUCCUUCGAUUGCCAGACAUGUUGACAACACCGCCAUGGACAUACAUACAACCAGCCUGAAGGACAGAAGCACGACAGGAAAUUAGAGUUGCGAUAGUCAGCUCAUUGAAUCGUUUGCUCGAUAAUCCGCAACUGAUUCAAGGAUUAGACAUCUUCAAAUACACACAAAAUUCCAUCAGCAUUUAAUUUAGUGCAGAAUCCACAAUCUGCAGUGAAAGUCAGAUUUGUGAUGUUUACUAACCGGAGUGACUGUAGCACAGUGGAAGUAGGCUGGUUCUGGCAUGACGGCAGGUAGCUUGGUCCACUGAAAAGUCUGCAGAUUGAUCUUCCACAGAUCGGAAAGAAUCAUCUCUCCAUUAUAACCUCCACAUAUAAACACCUCUGCAAGUAAAAACAACACAAUGUGGUUUAAAAAAC